GAGGGUCCGCGGCAGAUGUUUCCAGGGAUCAGUGCGGGACCCGUGUCUCCACCGUGCGGACCGGAGGGUCCCUCCAGGGGAGUGUUGGCUCCUCUCAUCCCCUCAGCCCACAGCUGAGCACGGGCAGUUCCUGCCUGUCCCACCCCCAGGAUAAAUCCGGAAUCCACCUCCUCUCGCCACUACCCUUGUCCACACCGUCGUUUCCCCCUGGCUGAACUGCUUUCCUCCUUGGUUUCUGUUCUCCCACGCUUGCCUUUCUAAAGCAUUCUCAACGCCAGGGCGACUCGGUCCAGUAAUGACACCCGCUGCCCAGAAGCCUCCGGAGCGUCUUGAUCUCGUUCACAACAAAAGCCAACAUCCUUACCCCGGCGAUGAGCUGCCCCGCCCUCGCCCCACCUCCUUCUCGCUGCAUCUCCAGCGCCCUGUGCGGCCGGCCGUCCUGGCUCCCGGUGGUCACUCAGACAUGCCAGGCACUCUCCUACCUCGGGGCUUUGAAAUUGCUAUUCCCUCUGCGCAGAAUGCUCUUCCCCAUGCUUAGCACUGUCACCGCCCUCAGAAUGAUGGCUGUUUUGGUACUUCAGGAGGAAUUCGUUCUUUUCAGCUUCACAACUGGAAACAGAAAGUUAGUCAGCCUAAGAAAGCAGAAUUCAUACGCACAGCCGAAAAAUUAAAAAAUCUAGUUACUAACAUAGAAAAAGAUAAACACAGUCAUUUCUACAACCAAAAAAGUGACUUCAGAAUUGAGCAUAGUAUGCUGGAAGAAUUGGAAAAUAAAUUGAUUAACAGCAGGAAAACAGAAAGAUCAAAAAUCCAGCAACAAUUGGCCAAAAUACACAAUAAUGUAAAGAAACUUCAGCAUCAGUUAAAAGAUGUGAAGCCUACACCUAGUUUUGUUGAAAAGCUCAGAGAAAUGAUGGAAGAAAUCGAAAAUGCAAUUAACACUUUUAAGGAGGAGCAGAGAUUGAUAUAUGAAGAGCUUAUUAAAGAAGAGAAAAUAACUAAUAAUGAGUUGAGCGCCAUAUCAAGGAAGAUUGACACAUGGGCUUUGGGUAGUUCAGAAACAGAGAAAGCUUUCAGAGUGAUGUCGGGCAAAGUUCCUGUAGACAAAUUAGCACCAAGUACGCUUCCAGAAGAAGUUGUGGAUUUUGAAAAAUUCCUUCAGCAAACAGGAGGGCGACAAGGGGGCUGGGAUGAUUAUGAUCACCAGAACUUUGUAAAAGUGAGAAACAAACAUAAAGGGAAGCCAACAUUUAUGGGAGAAGUUCUAGAACAUCUUCCUGGAAGAACACAGGAUGAAGUUGAACAGCAUGAGAAAUGGUAUCAAAAGUUUCUGGCCCUAGAAGAAAGGAAAAAAGAGUCUAUUCAGAAUUGGAAAACUAAAAAAUUUCAAAAAAAGGAGGAAAUUUUCAAGGAAAAGGCAGAGGAUAUACCUAUGCUUUUUCAUAACAAACAAGAAGAUAAUCAAAAGCAAAAAGAGGAACAAAGAAAGCAGCAGAAAUUGGCAGUGGAAGCUUGGAAAAAACAGAAAAGUAUAGAAAUGUCAAUGAAAUAUGCGUCCCAGUUAAAAGAAGAGGAAGAGAAAGAGAAAAGGCAGCAGAAAGAGCGCCAACGCCAGUUUAAACUAAAAUUACUACUAGAAAACUACACCCAGCAGAAGAAAGAACAGGAAGAAUUUUUAAGACUUGAAAAGGAGAUAAGAGAAAAGACAGAAAAGGCAGAAAAAAGGAAAACUGUUGCUGAUGAAAUUUCCAGAUUUCAAGAAAGAGAUUUACGUAAACUUGAACUGAAAAUUCUUGAUAGACAGUCAAAAGAAGAUGAAAAGGCAGAAAAACAAAGAAGACUGGCAAAAUUAAAAAAAAAGGUUGAAAACAAUGUUAGCAGAGAUCCUGCUAGGCUUUACAAACCUACCAAAGGUUGGGAAGAACGGACCAAAAACUUAGGACCAACAGGCUCUGGGCCACUUCUACAUAUCCCACAUAGGGCUAUUCCAACCUGGAGACAAGGAGUUUAGAAAAGAAUAUGAGAUAGUGGAACUGGUAUUCAGUUGAUGGGAAUGUUAGCAUAUUCAGCUUGAAUAGAACAGAGUGAUUAACCACAUGUGUUUUUAAAUAUCACUAGCUUACACAGACUGAUUAUGGUGUUGUAUGUGAAUUGACAGAUGUUAAGUUCCAAGUAGUAUUGUCAUUAGUAUUUCCUGUUUAUAGCAAGUGGGUAUGUAAUGUGUAUGUUGGCCUAUUAUUAUGUAAAAGUUUUUUGAAUAAGUUUAUGUUACAAAUACUAUUUCAUUUAAAUAUUCAGAACAUUUCAAAGAUACUUUGUUUUUGGCAUGGCACAGCAAAAUAAGUUUGGACAAUCACAGAAUGACAUUUUCAAACCAAAAUUUUGUAACAUUUAUAUUUUGGAGGUAAGUUAGCUUGAGUAACAAAAAUGUAAAGUUUUUUUUGGUUUGAAUUUUGAAAUAAGUUAGUACUUUUUCUAAUUUAACAAACUGGUAGUUUAUCAGUUACUACAUUUUUAUGUAAUAAAUAUUUUGUAUUUGUUCGAAGCAUGCUUUGUUUUAUAUAAAGUAUUUAUAUUAAAAAUAUGCCUCACAGUUCACACCUCA
Myotis daubentonii (Daubenton's bat) is the source of this 2605-nucleotide messenger RNA. RefSeq names its product coiled-coil domain containing 112 (gene CCDC112). The transcript has 10 exons. The coding region runs from base 752 to 2011 and encodes 419 amino acids. The record is from RefSeq and is a predicted model, not a curated record. NCBI's taxonomy places the organism in Eukaryota, Metazoa, Chordata, Mammalia, Chiroptera, Vespertilionidae.